AAUUAACCAGUCCACAGUCGCCCCUUUCUUCCUCCCGGCGAGGAUUCGGAUUAAGUUUCGAACGGAGAAAACCGAACUUGUAUCGAUCCUUUGGAAGAAUCUGCAAGAAGGAGAGAGAAGAAGGAUAGGAGGAUGGGGGUGGACGAUGUUCCAAUGGACGACAAGGCGAAGAGAAUGAGAGAUCUGUUAUCGAGCUUCUACUCAGACCAUCCUCACUCUUCAAUUCCUACAAACGCUUCUUCCAAGUACGCCACGCUCGACACCAUCAACACCGCCAUGUUCGACGCCGACCAGUACAUGAAUCUUCUCGUGCAAAAGUCAAAUUUAGAGGGCUUGCUUCAAAGACAUGUUGAGAUGGCGGCUGAGAUUAAAAAUCUUGACACUGACUUGCAAAUGUUAGUAUAUGAAAACUAUAACAAGUUCAUUAGCGCCACAGACACGAUCAAAAGAAUGAAGACUAAUAUCGUGGGCAUGGAAUCAAACAUGGAACAACUACUUGAAAAGAUAAUGUCUGUGCAAUCUCGAAGUGAUGGGGUCAACACUUCUCUUUUUGAAAAGAGAGAACAUAUAGAGAAAUUGCAUCGGACUCGUAAUCUUCUACGUAAAGUUCAGUUCAUAUAUGAUUUACCUUCAAGACUUGGAAAGUGUAUAAAAUCAGAAGCCUAUGCUGAUGCAGUCAAAUUUUAUACUGGAGCUAUGCCGAUUUUUAAGGCAUAUGGGGAUUCCUCAUUCUUGGAUUGUAAGAGAGCAUCUGAUGAAGCCGUGGCUAUUAUUAUAAGGAACUUGCAGGGAAAGCUGUUUUCAGAUUCUGAAUCUAUACAGUCGAGAGCUGAGGCUGCAAUGCUUCUUAAGCAGUUGGAUUUCCCAGUUGACAGCUUGAAGGCAAAACUCCUUGAAAAGUUAGAACAAUUUCUUGAUGAUCUUCAACUUGAAUCUAGACAAAUAAACAAUGCUUCUGCAGAUUCCAGUGAACCUCCCAAACAAGGAAACUCUCCUUCCUCUGAUCAUGAGGCUUCGACUCGUGAAUUUAUGGAAGCUAUCCGUGCUUACCGGGUCAUAUUCCCUGAUUCAGAGCAACAGCUAAUCAAACUUGCACAAGACCUAGUUACCAAGCACUUUGAAGCCACUCAAAAACAAAAUGAAAGACAGAUUUGUUCAACAGAUCUAUUAGGAAUGCUCCGGGUGAUUUGGACUGAUGUACUAUUGAUGGAUGAAGUGUUGCCGGAGGCCGGUCUGUCUGAGUUUUCUUUAAAGGCUGCUCGUGUUAAUGUCAAACAGUUUAUUGAUUGUACUUUUUCCCGUCUUCUACUUCAAAUCUCAGAUACUCUUAGAAAAAUCCAAUGUAGACCAAACGAGGGAGAAGCAGAAUAUUCUUUGCAGUCUGUCCUGGAAGCCAGCAAGAAAGCAGUAAGUGAAGGCAGCAUGGAUGUCCUACAGGACUUCUGCCAACUUCUUGAUGACAGCCUGGGAUUGCUGGUGAAGUUGAGAGGGUUAAUUAUUGACUGGGUACAAGAAGGAUUUCAAGACUUCUUCAGAAAACUUGAUGAUCACUUCCUCUUGCUUUCUGGGAAGACUAAUUUCACUGGACAGGACCAAGGUUAUACAGAAGGAAUACAGAAGGAGAAAGCACUUUUUGGGCUUGUUCUUGUGCUGGCUCAACUUUGUUUUUUCAUUGAACAAAGUGCCAUCCCAAGAAUCACCGAGGAAAUUGCUACCUCUUUUUCUGGUAGUGGUGUUCGAGGAUAUGAAUAUGGACCUGCUUUUGUUCCUGCAGAAAUUUGUCGCAUAUAUCGGUCAGCUGGUGAAAAGUUUUUGCACCUUUACGUCAAAAUGAGAACUCAAAAAGUGUCUGUUCUCUUAAGGAAGCGGUUUACAACACCAAAUUGGGUCAAGCACAAGGAACCAAGGGAAGUUCAUAUGUUUGUUGAUUUAUUUCUUCAAGAGUUGGAUUCAAUAGGAACUGAAGUCAAGCAGAUUUUGCCUCAAGGGCUUCAUCGUAAGCAUCAUCGAACUGACAGCAAUGGAAGCACCACCUCAUCACGCAGCAAUCCAUUACGAGAUGACAAAAUGAUCCGAUUAAAUACCCAAAGGGCCAGGAGCCAGCUUCUGGAAACCCAUUUAGCAAAAUUAUUUAAGCAAAAAAUGGAAAUUUUCACAAAAAUUGAACAUACACAGGAAUCGGUGGUAACAACCAUUGUAAAACUGUGCCUUAAGAGUUUGCAAGAGUUUGUCCGACUCCAGACAUUUAACAGGAGUGGCUUCCAGCAAAUUCAGUUGGACAUUCGGUACCUGAGGACUGUUGUGAAGGACGCAGUCGAGGAUGAAGCUGUUGUCGAUUUCCUAUUUGAUGAGGUAAUUGUUGCUGCUGCUGAACGCUGUCUGGAUCCAAUUCCCUUGGAACCCCCGAUCUUGGACAAGCUUAUACAAGCAAAGUUGUCAAAGACCUCUGAAGAGAACCCGGCUUCGUCCUGACAUGUCCAAAUUCUGUGUCACAAUGAGUAAGCUGCUUUAUCUGCUCGCUCUAUUUGUGAUCCAUUUUGCCUUUUUGAUAUCGCUUACACUCAAACACAUCCCCGCCCUUAGAAUAGGAACAUCUCACUUUAUACAAUUUAUCAUCUUCUUUGGCUGAGAAAGUGUAGCAAGUGGAAGUGAAAUUUCAGUGUAAUUUGAGUGUGUGGAGGUUAUGCAUGAAAAUCAAAGAAUGUUGUUGUGUGUGUGUGUGUGUGUGUGUUGUGGAAUGAAGUUUUCAAAGUUUCAGGCGUGUGGGCGGCCAAACCUAUA
Molecule: messenger RNA, 2781 nt
Organism: Diospyros lotus (date-plum)
Lineage: Eukaryota; Viridiplantae; Streptophyta; Magnoliopsida; Ericales; Ebenaceae
Product: vacuolar protein sorting-associated protein 51 homolog
Exons: 20
Coding region: 133-2472 (779 amino acids)
Biological process (GO): retrograde transport, endosome to Golgi; lysosomal transport; Golgi organization
Cellular component (GO): GARP complex; membrane; EARP complex
Source: RefSeq, a predicted model, not a curated record